Molecule: messenger RNA, 4162 nt
Organism: Pseudomyrmex gracilis
Lineage: Eukaryota; Metazoa; Arthropoda; Insecta; Hymenoptera; Formicidae
Gene: mus201
Product: DNA repair protein complementing XP-G cells
Exons: 10
Coding region: 563-4099 (1178 amino acids)
Biological process (GO): nucleotide-excision repair
Cellular component (GO): nucleus
Molecular function (GO): single-stranded DNA binding; DNA endonuclease activity
Source: RefSeq, a predicted model, not a curated record
CUCUUUUCCGAUCGUUGACUGAAUCGAUCAAAUGGUCUUGCAACGUGCCUUGAAUUCGUCUAAUAUGAAAAAAAAAUUAAAUUAAAUUAAUUUCCUCAGAUAUCGAGAGAAUAAUUAACCCACGAGAGAGUUGCCUCGGAGAAAGACGCGAGACGUCGCGCGAAUUAUUGUAUUAUGUUAUCAAAAAUCGCAGGCACAAUUGCAUUUCCGUGAUGCGAUGUAUGCGCGAGUUCGCGCAAUCGGCGGAUGUAACAAGAGUCAAGGAUUACAUACGCACGUUUCGCCAAGCCAGCGCACGAUGCUGGUCGCAUAUGCGCAGCUGCGCCCGAGGUUGACGCUUCGUCUCUCUGUUGACCGCGCGAUGAGACGCAGUCCGAGCGUUGGUCCAAUGGUAAACGCAAAUGUAACAUCCUCGCGUAUCAUGUUACUUAUUGAAGAUGAGCAAGAUAUAUUAAUCACGGAAACAAUUAUUGCGAACGAAUCUUGCGCAUGAGAAGCGUUGUAGUUUUUCCACAUGAUUGCUUGUUCGUUUUUUCUCGCGGGAUCAAGUUCUUGGUAAAUAAUGGGAGUGUACGGUUUGUGGAGACUGAUCGAUGCGUCCGGCAAGCCGGUGCCUCUGGAGACACUGGAAGGCAAAGUUUUGGCGAUUGAUAUAUCGAUAUGGAUGUAUCAGGUGUUGCAAGGAUACCAGGAUCGUCACGGUGCCCCCAGACCCAACGCCCACUUGCUCGGACUGUUCGUUAGAAUAUGCAAGCUUCUGUAUUACAGGAUCAAGCCUGUUUUUGUUUUUGACGGAGGUGUGCCUGUGCUCAAGAAAAACACAAUCGCCUUGCGCAGGAAGCAGAAAUCUAUUGCCUCGAGUAAGGCGCAGAAGAUGAAGACCGACUUGAUAAACAACUUGAUAAAGCACAGCGUCGUGAAAACCGUUCUUAACAAGGAUCCCGGGACGGAUCAGAACGGCGGGGCGACGAAAAUAAUGAUAAACUUGCAAACUAAACGCGCCGACGAAGAUAUGUUUGUUCUGCCUGAUAUGUCGAGCGCCAGCAAUGCGCAGACUUACAUUAGCGACGACGAGUGCGAUUCUGACGCGUCUGUCGAGCUGAGUCCGCGGAAGCAAUCAAAGUGGAUGGGAAAUAUUCACUCUGUUGACGUCACCAGCAACGAGUUUAAAGCGUUACCUGCGGACGUGCGUUAUGACAUACUCACCGAUCUCAAGGAAACGAGAAAACAAAAUUCCUGGGGCCGUUUGCACGAAAUGCCCCAAGAAUCGCAAGAUUUCUCAGGCUUCCAACUCAAACGUUUGCUCAAGCGCAGAUACGUACAAGAGUCUUUGGAAUCCGCUGAAAAGGAAAUGGGCGGAAAAACACUGACCUUGGAGGAAUUAGAGAAGCUGCUGAUCGAACAAGGCGUUAAUACAAAGGGAAGAGACACGGCUUUUCGGAUAGCCGCGGAUAGUACUACUAGAUUGAUUUACAUCAGUGAUAAAAAUGCACUAGCAAAAAGUUCGGCUGAUAACAAAUCAGAAACGGAUGAAGAUGAAAUUUCACAGACGGAUAAAGAUGAAAUUGCACAGAACGAUACAGAUGAAAUCUUACAAGAUGACGUAGUCUUACGAGAUGCUGAAGUCACGCAGAACGCAAAUAAAGAAAUCGAACCUGUCGCUGGUCCAAGUAAAUCCCCACCGAUUGUCGAGGACAUGAAUGCGUACAGUUUAAAUGACGAAUCCGAUGACGACGCUUAUGUGUCGAUUCGCAAUGCUUCUUCGUCCAUCUCGGAUAACUUGAACGAAUAUACGUUCGAGAGCGAUUUGGAAUCUGAAAACGAUGCGAACGAAUCGUUAGCGCUGUUAGCGAAGAAGUACUUGGGCAAAAGCAAAACGAAUCCCGCGUUAACGUACAUGUUGGAGUACAGCGGUUUGUCUCAGAGGCAGAUCGUAGAUCUUAUUAAACACAACAAGAACGAAAACUGCAAUACCGCGAGCAAAAGUGCAAAAAAGCCCGAGAAAAACGAUCGCUUCGAAAAUUUGACAGAAAGUGUUAACUCGACUGAUGAGAAACCGAAAUUGAAUUGUGAGAAAACUCCAAAAUCCGUGCGGAUCGCGCAAGAAGCACACGUAGCUGACACAAAUGUCGAAUUAAUUCCGUCUAGUCCGGAAUCGAGUAAUUUUGUCGAAAGUGAUCCGACGCGGAAAGAUCGUGAGUCAUGUGUCACUGUGGCGUCUACCAGCGUAAGCUCGGAUAGUGGAAUAAUACUCGAAAAACAGUCUCCUGUUACAAAAUCCAAUGACGUAACGCGGAUAGAUACGUCGGACUCUGACUCCGACGAUUUCAUAGAGAUCCAAGAUGUGCCGUUACCCAUCGUGAACAUGUCGAGAAAUAUCGCGAGAAAAAAUAUCGAAAUAACUUUCAAAACUGACGAGAAAAUAGAAGACGAUAUGUUUGCCGAUGUGUUCGAGAAAGCGGAUAAAAACGAAGUCGGGCCAGCGAAUCGCGUAGAACAAACGCAGUCGUCCGUCAGCACAAACGUUGAUCAUCAUCAAGCACAAGUGAUCAUCGGCACAAAUGUGCAUCAUCAGGCACAAGUAAUUUCUGAAAAUAAUGAUAUUGUCAAGAGCAACGUACUGUACACCAUACCGGAAGAAUCGAUUGAAGAGGAAACGAAAACUGAAACUCGGGAAAACAUUCAGCCAACGGAGAAUAAUACAUCGACCGAUGGGAAUAAAGUACACGAUUCUCAAAGCUCGAACGAAACAAUAGAGCAGAAUGAUAUAGAUUUUCUUCCUCAAGUCAGUCCCGUUAACGAGCGUACGCGAGAGAAAUCGCCAGUAUUGCCUACCAAUGAAGAAGAUUUGAUAGAAUUGAAGGAACAAUUGGAAGACGAACAGGAAGAACUCGCUAGAAGUCUUGGCAAAUUUGAAAGACAAGCUACUAACAUUUCCGAUCAAAUUAGAAACGAGGCCCAGGAGCUAUUGCGUUUGUUCGGUAUACCGUACGUGGUAGCGCCUAUGGAAGCGGAAGCACAGUGCGCGUACUUGGAGCAAAUUAAGUUAACGGACGGCACGAUUACGGACGACUCCGAUAUCUGGUUAUUCGGAGGCGAGUGCGUGUACAAAAAUUUUUUUAACAACAACAAGAGAGUGAUGCAAUUUCGCGCCUGUGAUAUACAACAUCAUUUCAAACUCACUCGCAAUCAAUUGAUACAACUGGCCCUUUUGAUCGGCAGUGAUUACACCAUCGGGGUGCCCGGCAUCGGACCGGUUACCGCGCUGGAAAUACUGGCCGCGUUUCCCGCCGAAGGAGAGAACGUGUUGCACGGAUUGCACAGUUUUUCCUCGUGGAUUAAAAAAGGCAAAAUCGCGGCUCCCGGAAAAACGGGUCUUCGCAAUAAAUUGCGAAAUGUGAAAUUGAACAGAGAUUUCCCUAGUCAAGCGGUUGUUCAAGCGUACCUUUUUCCCACGGUCGAUGAAUCGAAGGAUACUUUUACUUGGGGCAAACCGAACGUCGUGCUUCUGUGCGACUACACCAGACAGAAAUUCGGAUGGACGAAGGGCAAAUUCGACGACACGAUGAUACCGGUACUUAGGAGAAUGGAGGAGAACAGGAAUCAGAAGUUGCUGGACAUGUAUUUCAAAGCGAAGACAUCGCCACGGUCCAUCGAGCCGACUCUGAGCAAGAGAGUUCAGAAAGCUCUGCGCAAAUUACACGGCGGUCAUGUAGAUGAUGAAAAUGCGGACGAUAAGCCACGAUCUAAAAAACGUAAGACAAGCGAUAAGGAUAUUGAUAAGGAAGAGACCGCAGCAAAAUCCGUAACAUUGAUUGAUGAAUCCAAAAAAGUGAAUGAUACCGAAACGGUAAUCGAUAUGUCUAACUUGCCUGUCAAGACGAGUACUGCUCUUGACAAACCUGUUGUUCAGCAAAUAUACACCAAAGAGUACAUACCGCAACGAGAAAAGAGCAAGGCAUGCGCGUUAGAAAAAAAAUUGCACGCUAUAGAAGUAUUCAGAAAAUCGAAGCAAGGCCUAGGCAAAACAAAGAAAGUGAAACGCACUGUACGAAAAAUCAAGAAAGAGGCAGAAUUAUCCGAAAGCGAUAGCGACUAGAUUCAUUUGAUAAAAAAAAAAAAAGAUAUUUAAUCUUUCGAAUGUUAUUUGUUACUUUGUCAC